UUCUUCACUUUCAGCCACUUUUACGGAAAUGAAAUGUCUAGGGACUUCACGUAGGGAAAGAUUUUGCCAGAUUGAUCGUCUUGCAUCUUUGUUUGCAUGGCUUGCUGGGAUUCUAUAUGAAGUACUAUCUGCUAAAGCAAAUGUACCAAAAAAUGUUUUGCUUGAACUUGUACGAAAAUGUCUUCGAAUAUCAGCUCCAAGCAAUAAGCAGCUAAUGGAUUCAGCCCUUCUCCUUGCAAAAUUGAUGGAUGAUAGCUCUCUAAUGGAGAAAGUUAAAAGGCUCUCUCAUGUCAUUCUGUCCAAUUCAGUCAAAAGCAAUGAUGAAAGCUCUUUGCCCAUUUCUUCAGUGAAUUUCCUUCAGAUGGAGGAAUACAUAAGCCGAGCUGCUAGAAAGCUUGAGUUGUUCAAACAACGAGUGACAAAGAGUAAAACAACAUCAUUGACGGAUUGCGACACCAACGAGCCUCGGACAUGGACUUUGGCGAAAGAAUGGAACCCAUGCCCGAUUGGCAUGUUGCCCCGCACUGCAGGGUCAUCUGGCUAUCUUCCUUCGCUUGAUCAUAUUGGUGAUAGAAAAGACAUUCAUGAAUUGGAUAGGAAGGAGACUCAGAAUCAGAAACCAAGCAAACAAGGUGUCAAGAGAGAUGCCACUUUGGACCUUACACUACUUGAUGAUUCAACUGUUAAGAAGAAGAAAGAGACAGGACAAGUUUCUAAAUUAACAAUGGAAGCUAAGGGAUGCCUACUGAUAGAUGGGAUUAUGAAGAAUGUUACAGAACAAGAGUUUCGAGCCAUUAAAUCUUCCGUGAGGAUUUUAAUUUAACUAAUGCUGUGUUCUUGUCUAGAUUGUAGCAAGAUAUUAUCCAAUUUUGUUCAAGCAUAGGAUGCCUAUUGAACUAUUUACAAUUCAUUAGCAAAACAAUGGUGAGGUAUGUAAAAUUCCACUAAAAACAGUCGAUUAAUUUUGACCAAUACGUUCUUGACACCACAUCGCAGCUGGUUGAAGGAAUGACAGGUUUUUUUGUAUUUGUAA
Molecule: messenger RNA, 1033 nt
Organism: Prosopis cineraria
Lineage: Eukaryota; Viridiplantae; Streptophyta; Magnoliopsida; Fabales; Fabaceae
Exons: 2
Coding region: 29-823 (264 amino acids)
Biological process (GO): maturation of LSU-rRNA; maturation of 5.8S rRNA
Cellular component (GO): Las1 complex; preribosome, large subunit precursor
Molecular function (GO): endonuclease activity
Source: RefSeq, a predicted model, not a curated record